Molecule: messenger RNA, 897 nt
Organism: Amoebophrya sp. A25
Lineage: Eukaryota; Dinophyceae; Syndiniales; Amoebophryaceae
Source: the annotation of a GenBank genome assembly
GAAACGGGUGAGAAAAAAAUGACGCCGUUGUGGAAGAUGACGGCGGAUGAUGCGCAAAGAGCGUCCUCGCCAGAAGAUGUUGAGCUCCACGAUCAACCGUACAACAUGAACGUGGAGGCAUCCACCAUCAAAUCAUCGGAGCAGGUGAAAACAAGGCCGCGGGUAAGCGAGCUAUGGCAGUCUUACUUGAGUUGGAUGUGUCUGAGUGGUGUUUUCCUCGGAUUCCAUUUUGCUUGCUGGGUUUGGUCUCUCGAACAUACCAGCUUACUGCACUCGCUAAUGUGCGUAACAAGCUAUCCUCUAUUUUUCCAUCUUUGGCGCUGGUUUCUCUAUGCGAUGUCCCUGACAGGACUCUGUGGUCUGCGUGCAUUGGAUAAAACGCUGACGAAGAUGAACUACACGAAAAAUUGUGACAACGAUUACUCCGGAGAGAUUCAACGGGUGCCUAGUCUUCAUGGACGUAGUGACGUGAAGAGCACAAGCGACGAUUGCGAAAUUCGGGACGCGGGCGACAAAGAGAACAAAGAGGCAGUAGUCUUAGGUGUCAGCAAAACUAUGAGAAGUGCGCAUGCUGCAUCAAUAGCAGAAGGUCCAUUGACUUCUCCGGGAGGAAUUCUAUCGCGCUUUUCUACCUCUGGAUCCCUGUUCCUGGAGUUUCGGAACGCUGUAAUGUCGCAGCGGAACGCCGCUCCUGGCACUAUGGAGUCUGCAGGGAUCGCAUUGAGCCUGUUGGGUGUCGCAUGUUUGGUUCUCGGACCUAGUUUGGAAGGUGGUCACCACACGUCAGAAGGGGAGAAAGGGAACGCUGUGACGAUCCAUGGAGACUUGGUCGCGUGUGUCUCCGCCAUAUGCAUGUGCAUCUAUCUCCUCAUCGGGAAGCGCAUGGUAUCCUGGUGU